UUUAAUGCUCUGAUAUAUGUGACAAUGUGUGUUGGUACCUUGUUGAUGAUAAAUUUCUAACAUUUAUAACCUCAUAGCUCAUAAUUAAAAAUGAAUCAAGCUAAAGUUACAAAUUUAGUAUCACAAUUAAAUUUUAAAGUUCAGGAUAAAGCUAGAAGACUUAAAAGUUUUGAUGGACCUGAAGGUAGAGUUAGAAAAAUCCAAAAAUCAUUGACAGCUCUUUUCAAAUAUGAAAGAAUUGAAUUGUUUUAUAACCGUGCCGAUGAAGUUAGAGGUUACGCUGACAGGCUGAUAUCAGAAGCUAUUCGUCAUGGACCGAGUCACGAGGAAACAAUGGGCCUGGCUGACUUUUGGAUUUUAGAAAAGCAGUAUGUUCACAAAUUAUUUAAAGUUUUGGUACCGAGAUAUCAAGACUACUCAAAUACGUCCUUUACUAAAAUGCAUCGACUUGAAAAACGUUAUCCCGAUGCUUGUUACUGGAACUCUGUUCUUGAACUUAAAGGAAAUCCUUUUCCAAGUAUAGACCAAAUUAAUCCAUAUAAGAGUCAACUAAUCCACAAUGUGCUGCUGGAUGAAGCUAGAAAAGAAUUUAGAUUACAGAAAUACAAAGAUCUUGCUGAUAAUCUUACCCAAUAAAUCCCGAGUAAAUAAAUAUAUUAAUUAACUUAUAUUAUAAAUAUAUUUCAUUAAAAAUAGACAUUUUAUUAAUAAAUUCAACAAUAUAAAAAUUA
Molecule: messenger RNA, 731 nt
Organism: Microplitis demolitor
Lineage: Eukaryota; Metazoa; Arthropoda; Insecta; Hymenoptera; Braconidae
Gene: mRpL17
Product: 39S ribosomal protein L17, mitochondrial
Exons: 3
Coding region: 91-636 (181 amino acids)
Biological process (GO): translation
Cellular component (GO): ribosome; mitochondrial large ribosomal subunit
Molecular function (GO): structural constituent of ribosome
Source: RefSeq, a predicted model, not a curated record